This is a messenger RNA of Erigeron canadensis, 1452 nucleotides long. RefSeq names its product 50S ribosomal protein L3-2, mitochondrial. Gene Ontology annotation, molecular function: structural constituent of ribosome. Gene Ontology annotation, cellular component: mitochondrial large ribosomal subunit; ribosome. NCBI's taxonomy places the organism in Eukaryota, Viridiplantae, Streptophyta, Magnoliopsida, Asterales, Asteraceae. Gene Ontology annotation, biological process: translation. The transcript is spliced from 5 exons. The record is from RefSeq and is a predicted model, not a curated record. The coding region runs from base 121 to 1095 and encodes 324 amino acids.
CCCAGCCGAAAAAAAAAGGAAAAAGAAAACUCUGCAAAAAUUCAAUUCCAAAUGACCAUUAUCAUCUCCACUCCAUUUCUAUAACAAAAAAUUUCAAAUCAAAUCAAAUUAAAUCAAUUCAUGGCAGCAGUUUCAAGAGGUCUUAUUUCAUAUCUGCGUCAUCUAUCACUAAACCCUAAUAAUCACACCCAUCAGGGUUUUAUUUCAAUAAGAGCCAUAACCAUAACCAGUAAUUUGUUUUUAAGACCAUUCAGUUCAGAGGCAGCACUGCCUCUGAAUGAUUCAGAGGAUAGUGAUGGGAGGAUCAUUGAAGCGAAAACACGUGCGAUGAGACCUGAUUCGAGAAGAACUGGAUUGAUUGCAGUAAAAUGUGGAAUGACUGCGUUAUGGGAUAAAUGGGGUAAAAGGGUUCCAAUUACUGUUCUUUGGUUGGAUGAAAAUAUUGUUUCUCAAGUUAAAAUCCCCGAAAAAGAAGGCAUUACUGCCCUUCAGAUUGGUUGUGGGCACAAAAAAGAAAAACAUUUGACGAAACCAGAAGUGGGACAUUUUAGAGCACAAGGCGUCCCUCUGAAGAGAAAGUUGAGAGAGUUUCCUGUGACCGAGGAUGCUUUGCUUCCAAUUGGCACUCAGAUUGGAGUUCGUCAUUUUGUCCCUGGCCAGUACGUUGAUGUCACUGGGAUCACGAAAGGAAAAGGUUUUCAGGGUGUGAUGAAAAAAUAUGAUUUCAAAGGUGGGCCGGCAUCUCAUGGAGCAUCAAAGUCCCAUCGUACUCCUGGUUCUACCGGUCAGAGGGAUGCCCCUGGUAAGGUGUUCAAAGGAAAGAAGAUGCCUGGUCGAAUGGGAGGGAAACAGAGAACCGUUAAAAAUGUGUGGGUAUACAAGAUAGAUCCUGCAAGAAACUUGAUGUGGGUCCGAGGCCAAGUACCCGGAAACGAGGGAGAUUUUGUAUUCAUAAAAGAUGCAUGGUACAAGAAACCAGAUAUAUCGAUGCUUCCAUUCCCAACCCACUUUUCUACAGAAGAUGAGGACGUAACGAGUUUGGAACCUAUUGUUGCUGAUCUUGGAGAUACAGAUCCAUUUAUGGCUGCAGAUUAAUCAAAGCAUGAGUUACUACCAUUGGCUUUCUUUUCUGUGUGUCAAGUUCUCGGUGCAGAUUAGUCCUUCAUAAUUAACGAAGACGCUGGAAAGUAGCAGCUUGGAUUUUCUAUUGUUUUAACUAGAAAUAGAAAGGAAAAUGUAAUGUUUUUUUUUUUUUUGUUACUAUUCUGAGGGAUGUGGCAGCUGUGGUGGCUCGCUGAGAAUUAUAAAAGUGCGCUUUUUAUCAAAUAAAAUGACAUUAGCUAUUAUAGUGAUUAGUAUUUUAAAUGGUUAUUAGUGGUUUGUUACUUGUAAAAGUGAGCAUGUAUCUAGGAGAUUAGUAUCGUGUGAUUGCAACAUUAUCAUUUAUCAAGA